UAGUCUAUUUAUGGCACUCAUUAUCUCUCUACUACCUCUUCUCAUCUUAUAUGAGUUCACAGUUUGCCUUUGCUUCAGUACUGCCACACUCUUUUAGUCUUCUUCUUCUUCUUCUCCAUCAUCGUACGUCUUCUCCUUCUGUCACGUACGUCACUUUCCAAACAAAAAACCAGAUCGAAAAUCGGUGAAUUAUGUUUCAUCCAUGUAUCUGAUGCAUAUAUAAACCUUAGAGACACAAAUCUGACCCGGGUUGUAUUUUGAUCUGGGUUUUGUUUCUCUUACGUACGUUCUGUUGGGUGUUAGCCAGGAGGUGUAUUCCAGUGUGGUAAUCAGUGAUCUCAGAUGGCGGCGUUGACGGCGUUAAUGGUGAUAACUGCGCUGGCGGCGUACUUAUUUUGGUUCAAGAUCAUCACACGGUAUAUGAGAGGUCCACGUGUCUGGCCACUAUUCGGCAGCCUCCCUGGCGUCAUCCAGAACGCGUACAGGAUGCACGACUGGAUUGCAGACAACCUCCGCACGUGCGGCGGCACGUACCAGACCUCGAUCUGUGCCAUCCCCUUCCUUGCUCGGAAGCAAGGCCUGGUGACCGUCACGUGCGACCCCAAGAACUUGGAGCACAUCCUCAAGCUCCGGUUCGACAAUUACCCCAAGGGUCCUACAUGGCAAGCUGCCUUCCAUGAUCUGCUUGGCGAUGGGAUCUUCAACUCUGACGGCGACACGUGGCUGUUCCAGCGCAAGACCGCCGCGCUUGAGUUCACCACCCGCACGCUCCGCCAAGCUAUGGCUCGGUGGGUGAGCCGAGCUAUCGAGCUCAGGUUUUGUCCGAUUCUUGAGACGGCUCAAAUUGAGGCCAAACCGGUUGAUCUUCAAGACCUCUUGCUUCGGCUCACCUUUGACAACAUAUGUGGCUUAGCUUUCGGGAAGGACCCGCAAACGUUGUCUCCGGGACUUCCCAAAAACGACUUUGCCACGGCUUUCGACAGAGCAACUGAAGCCACUCUCCAACGAUUAAUUGUGCCCGAGAUUAUAUGGAAGUUAAAGAAAUGGCUCGGGCUUGGAAUGGAAGUUAGUUUAAGCCACAACCUCCACCAUGUGGAUGACUACCUAUCCAAUAUAAUCAAUACACGUAAGCUUGAGCUAGCAAGCCAACAACAAGGUCUGGAUAGGGGUACUCCACACGAUGACCUAUUAUCUCGAUUCAUGAAGAAAAAAGAGUCCUACUCUGACACAUUCCUCCAACACGUGGCACUCAAUUUUAUCCUAGCUGGACGUGACACAUCAUCAGCCGCACUGAGCUGGUUUUUCUUUUUGAUCACUCAAAAUCCUCAAGUGGAGGAAAAAAUUCUUUCUGAAAUAUGCACCGUUCUAAUGGAGACACGCGGCAAAGAAAUUUCAGAGUGGUUGAAAAGUCCCCUAGUAUUUGAGGAACUUGACCGAUUGACAUACCUUAAGGUAGCAUUGUCGGAGACCCUAAGGCUUUACCCCUCUGUGCCACAAGACUUCAAGCACAUAAUCAAUGAUGACAUUUUGCCUGAUGGAACUUUCGUGCCCGCUGGCUCUUCAAUCACAUAUUCCAUUUACGCGAUCGGGCGCAUGAAGUAUAUUUGGGGUGAAGAUUGCUUGGAAUUCAAGCCUGAAAGGUGGCUAUCUUCUGAUGGAAAGAGAAUGGAGGUACUAGACUCUUACAAGUUUGUGGCCUUCAACGGCGGUCCAAGAAUAUGUUUGGGCAAAGAUUUGGCUUACCUCCAGAUGAAGUCAAUCGCCUCGGCGGUGUUGUUGAGGCAUCGGCUCGCGGUGGUUCCUGGCCACCAGGUGGAGCAAAAGAUGUCGCUGACAUUGUUCAUGAAGUACGGGCUUAAGGUUAAUGUGCACCGAAGAGAUUUGAAGCCUGUGCUGGAGAAAAUGUACAAGGGGGACACUGACUGAUGGAGUAAAGUAUCAAAAGAUCAUGCUAUCUCCAAUGGUAUACGUACGUGAUAUAUGGGGUGGAAGUGGCUGCUGUUCCUUUAGAGGGCUAGGUUGGUUUUCCGAAGAUUACUUAGCUAGCCUGUGAAUAUGAUGCUUACUACAGUAAUUGGUACUAAUAAUUAUUAAUAA
Messenger RNA from Argentina anserina (silverweed cinquefoil), 2097 nucleotides. RefSeq names its product cytochrome P450 86A22. NCBI's taxonomy places the organism in Eukaryota, Viridiplantae, Streptophyta, Magnoliopsida, Rosales, Rosaceae. The transcript has a single exon. Gene Ontology annotation, molecular function: oxidoreductase activity, acting on paired donors, with incorporation or reduction of molecular oxygen; iron ion binding; heme binding. The record is from RefSeq and is a predicted model, not a curated record. Bases 343 to 1926 code for a protein of 527 amino acids.